UUUGUUUGCUACUUUCGACGGUUACGCGCGAGCGUGCUCGCGCUCUUUCUUUCACAGGUGCGCUCAGUUCAGCGAGCCCACAGGAGGACACACUUCAGCAGGAUGACAUGAAAGACACAACGGAGAGCACAGUCAACAUGGAGGAGUUUUUUAAAACGGUGGGGGAGGUGAGAAGCCUCAUUGAAAAAACCUCCUGCCAAGCAGAAGAGGUGCAGAAAAGAUAUGGCUCCAUUCUUUCCACUCCAAACCCAGACAGGAAAAUCAAAGAUGAGCUGGAGCUACUGAACAAUGAGACCAAGAAGAACGCCAACUUGGUCCGAGACAAAUUGAAAUCAAUACAGAAGAACUUGGAUGUGGAUGACAACAAUAAAAGGGCCUCAGUAAUUCAGCGUAUUCAAAAGAACCAGCACUCACACCUGACUCUGUGCUUUGCUGAAGUCAUGAGGGGCUACCAUAAGGCUCAAAUCUCCUUCAGAGAGAAAUGCAAAGCACACAUUCAGAGACAGCUGGAGAUUGUGGAUGCAGUGACUACAGAUGAAGAGUUGGAGGAGAUGCUGCACCGUGACAAUCUUGCCAUCUUCAUAACUGAUAUCAACUCUGACGCUCGGAUUUCCAGCCAGGCUCUGAGUGAGAUUGAAUCUCGUCAUCAGGACAUCAUCUGCCUCGAGUCCUGCAUCAAACAGCUGCACGACAUAUUUGCUGACACUGCCAUGCUGUUGGAGACUCAGGGGGAAUUGAUCAACAACAUAGAAAAGAAUGUAACUAGUGCUGCAGAGUACAUAGACAUAUCCAAAGCAGAAACCUGUGAAGCAGUUGCGUACAAGAAGAACCCAACAAAGAUAGCAUCUCUCCCGAGCUUCUUCAAGCAUUUCAAGAGAAAAACCACUGCUAAAACUGCUGCUGAUUAAAACACCUCAGACGUAAACCAUGACUGAGCUCCUGAGCCUGUUUGAACAUCGAUUGCACCAAACAUCCUGAACAACAUCAAAGCCUGUCACCGAUAGAACACACUUUUCAUCUGAUUUAUGGUACAGGGCCUGUCUGCCUCCUCAAAACCCUUCUA
Messenger RNA from Etheostoma spectabile (orangethroat darter), 1063 nucleotides. Its product is annotated as syntaxin-2. Gene Ontology annotation, molecular function: SNARE binding; SNAP receptor activity. Gene Ontology annotation, cellular component: endomembrane system; SNARE complex; synaptic vesicle. The transcript is spliced from 9 exons. The record is from RefSeq and is a predicted model, not a curated record. The coding region runs from base 108 to 908 and encodes 266 amino acids. Gene Ontology annotation, biological process: intracellular protein transport; exocytosis; synaptic vesicle fusion to presynaptic active zone membrane. Lineage: Eukaryota; Metazoa; Chordata; Actinopteri; Perciformes; Percidae.